Xyrichtys novacula (pearly razorfish) is the source of this 15284-nucleotide messenger RNA. The record is from the annotation of a GenBank genome assembly. NCBI's taxonomy places the organism in Eukaryota, Metazoa, Chordata, Actinopteri, Labriformes, Labridae.
UUCGACAGCUGUCUACAUUUAUUUGACAAUAAAACAAAACAAAAGACAGUGACAUACAAAGAGUAUCCACAUUUUAGUAGCAGAGGAAAGGCACCGUGACUAUUGUCUGCAUUUUCUGUUUUGACUUAAAGAGUCUUGUAACAGACUGGAUUUCUUGUUAGAAACGUCCUCUUCAUUUAAGGAAGGUACUGGGUUUUCCGCAAUGUCCCUGAAAGCAUCAGUGUAUUCGUGUAUGUACUCGCUCGAUUCACGCGAAAAGUUCGUGCAAUCCACGCCGCCCGAGUAAAAUGCGCGUCUAAUCGCGUCUCUGCAUUGACUUUACAUGUUAUUCCACCGUGAGAAUGAUUGUACUCGGUUUUUAGGUGUGAAGACAAUGCUUUCACUGACAGUAAGGAGAACUCAGAACUGUCCUUAACUAGAAAGAACAUCUGGAACAAGACAUCUAGAGUACAGUAUUAAAAUACAUACAAACAAAAAACACUGUAACCAUCUCAGCCAUCCUGCAAUGUCAGCGAAAAUAAUUUUGAGUCGACAGAGACUAAAAAUUUAAAAAAUGGGUCAGCAACAUUUAACCCACUUAAUAAACUGCAUGCACUUUAGAGACAGUCCCUAAACUCCGCCUGUCGUUUCCUGGUUUUCGGACCUCUGAACUUCAGCUCCAACUCCCGGAAAUAACCGUCUUGUCUUUGCCCAGGCAGGUAGAUGACACCACCAAACACUAGAUCUUCUUCUCACAGGUGUGUAUGUGUCUUUAUUACUUUAAAUUAUCAUCAUAAAAAGUGGCUCCUAUUCUCACCUUCAGCCUAAAACAUACAGGAUCCGUGUUGAGCGCGUUCCGUCUGUGUCGCGUAUCUUCUCCGUCGAGCAGCGCUGUCUGUCGGCCGUUUGGAUAUAAUUCAGUGACUCUUGAGCUUCUACUGUAUGUGAAAAAGCUUUCAGAGAUUUUAUAGUUUGGGUGUUUGCAGGUUUUCUUCGUGCUUGAGAUCCUGUCCGGAACCAUCUCCCCUCCGUAGUUUGACACGUGUUAUUAUCGUACUUUCACUUUUAAUGGCAGCGUGAAUUUUGUGUUAAACACCUGAAAACACAAGAGUGGGAAAGCAGAAGAUUCUCUGGUUCUUAGAGCUUACCUUUACAGAUUCAAAGGGUGCUUUUAUUACCACUCCAUCACGAUGCAUGCUGACACAGCUUUGGCCAAAAACCUGUUUGUUCUUGUAAAUUCACGACAGAGUUGUGCGCGCGAUUUUGAGGGUUUUCCGGGUUGGGUGGAGUGUUUUUACGCGCUUCUUAUUCAGUUUAACGCAUAUUCUGAAUUCCCAAAAAAGACACUUAACCAGGCUUCUUAGAGAUACUGAAAAUAUUCACACAAACUUGCGUUUAUAGACAGUAAAUUCAUUUAUCUAAAGUCUUUCUCCUCAACGAAACUAUCAGUCACAUGCAAAUAUUUCUCCCUUUUCUUUGGCUCACCGGCAGACAUGUGAGGGUGGAGUCAGCCGGUCCGUUUAUAUGACACUCGAGAAAACUGAAUUAUUGCCUCACUCUGAUUAAGACUGGACAACUGAAGUGCAUGUGAACCAGGGCCCGACCGAUAUGGAUAUUUUGGGGCUGAUGCCGAUACCGAUUAUUAGGGGAGAAAAAAAUCCAAUUACCGAUUAAUCGUCCAAUUUUUAAAAUUUUUUCUGAAGUUAUAAAAAAUAUAUAUAUACUGAGGAUAUCUACGGUAUACUUUAUACUGUAGGCUACUGCUCUUCACGCCGACAGGAAGACUGACUGAUCAAACUCGGACCAGAAAAGCUUUUUUAACUCCCCCCCGGGCCCUAAUGUAAAAACCUUAGUCCAACUAGAAUAGGAGUACGAGAACUCUGAUUAUAGUCCGAUGAAGACACCCAGAUAAUGCGAGUGGAAUCAGAUUUUCUCUACAAUCUAACCAGCGUAUACCAGAGUAUAAUUGGACAUUGCAUGUGUACGUGCGCCACGCCCCCGUAACCCCGUAACAAAACCCCAGAGUAGAGGAGUAGCGUUGGUCUCAUCUUUAGAAAAAGUAGCGCGUCCAUCAUGUAGGACAAAAACAACGCUGUACGAUGCUCCAUCUUCUUGUUUCUCCAAAAUGCCCAGCAGCAGUUGUAGACCUUUCUGACGUCUGACACCGACCUGCUGUUGAAACAGCGCCGCUGAAAAGACCCAUAUCGCCCCCUAGUGUUGGGGAGGAGGACAUGUUCACGUCAAUAAUUUAAUUUUCUCAGCUGCGUGUAAACGAGGACAAGGAGAGAAGUCUGAUUCAGAGAAAAAGACGAUUUAUGAGCUUAGUCCGAUUAAACUGUGACUGUAAACACACUGAGUGGCUUUGCUUAGAGCUGAGCUGGGGGGCAGAGCAGCAGAGAGCGCUGAUGCUGAUGCUGAUGCUGUGCACUGAUUUAUAAUACAUAAAUACAUGUUCUGGGGUUCAGCGUGGAUCUCUGCCUCUCAGAGUGUGUUUCCACAUGAACCGUUGAAUGUGUAUGGUAACACAUUUUCAAAUAUCGAUCAACAAAGAGGCUCGAUCCUUUGACUCUAAUGUUCGUCUUAAACUACUAAAACAAAAGUUUUCCAUUUUAAGGAGGAUGUCACCUGUAUUUUCCGGUUAGCCACAGUGGCAGCUGACUGAUUUUUACUUCCAAGAUGAUAAAGUUACUUAUGUGUGUUAUUUAAAAUUUUCCUGACCAACAACUUUUAUGUUUAGACAGGAAUGAACUUCACCUGAGGGACAACGAACACUGAGAAAGACCGGGUUCUUAGGGUGGCAGAUCAGCAGUCAUGGAAGAACAUCAAAUCAUGGAGAGUGUUAAACAGGAGCUCAAAGUCCACUUGAGGGAAAAGUUUACCUUCAGUAAUGAGGGAGCAUCCACCGCUCACUCUCAGCUGGAGAACAUCGACACUAGACUCCUCAUCGCUGGAGAAAAGGGGGAUCAUGACAGCCAAGUCCAUGAGAUUCUGGAUCACUUCAAACUCCCAGAUAAGGGAUCACCACCUUCAGACUACGCAGAGAUAAGCUGCUUUGACAUCUUCAAACCUGGAGGAAACGUUUCCCAACAACAACCGACAAAAGACGGCACGAUCCGAAGAGUGAUGAUGAAAGGAAUGGCCGGUAUCGGAAAGACAGUCGCGGUUCAAAACUUCUCCCUGAACUGGGCCGAGGGGGAAUCCAACCAGCACAUCGAUUUCAUCUUUGUGCUUCCUUUCAAAGAGCUAAACAUGCUCAAAGAAGGUGAAUACACCCUGCUGCAGCUUCUCGUACCCUUGUACCCUGAACUCAGACACGUCAGGAAUACAGAGCAGCUUUUUACAGAGCAGGUGCUGUUGAUCUUUGACGGUCUGGAUGAAUGUAGAUUUCCCCUGGACUUCGACGGGGGCGCGAGAAUGAUCGAACCAGACGGAGCAGCGACGGUGGAUGUGUUGCUGACAAACCUCAUCAAAGGGGACCUGCUGCCCGGCGCCCUUCUCUGGAUCACUUCCCGCCCUGCAGCAGUCGGUCAGAUUCCCUCUAAAUAUAUUGACCAAGUGACAGAAGUCCAAGGGUUUACCGACCAACAGAGGGACGAGUACUUCGUGAAGCAGUUCAGCGCCGCCGAUCAGGCCAACGAAGCUCUGUCCUGUCUCAAAGAGAUGGUAAGCUUCUGUUUCACGGGCCAUGUCCCAAUGUUUUGUUGGAUUCUAGCUGAGGUGCUCAAGAAAGGAUGGGACGACCAGAGAAGCCGACGUAUCACAACAAUGACAGAGUUGUACAUUUAUUAUCUCGUCAUUCAAACCCAAAGAUCAGAACAGAGUGAGAAGGCUCAGAAGAAGAAGUCAGCAGGAGAUACAUCCAUGAUUUUCAACCUGUCCAAGUUGGCAUUUGAGCAGCUUCAGAAAGGAAACAUCAUUUUCUACGAAGAAGACCUGAGAGAAUGUGGCAUUGACAGUGACGGAUUCUGCUCAGAGAUCCUGAAGGAAGAAUGCGUCCUGUACAAGAAAAAGAUGUUCGGCUUCGUGCAUUUUAGCUUCCAGGAGUUUCUUGCUGCACUUUACUUCUUCCACUGCUGCGUGACGAAGAAUAUCAGCGCUGUAAGAUCUUUCCUCGAGGUUGAUCCGACUGAUCUGGGCCUGCUGGAGUUGCAGAAAAGAGUCAUAGAUAAAGCCCUGAAGAGCGAGAAAGGCAUGUUGGACCUGUUCUUGUGUUUCUUUCUGGGAUUCUCUCUGGAGUCCAAUCAGACGACGCUUCAGAGCGUGCUGCCGCAGACUAAGAGCGACUCGGAGACCGUCGCGGAGUUGAGGAAAUAUCUCAGAAGUUUCAAUGCAGGAAACGUCCCACAAGAAAGGUGCAUGAACCUUCUUCUCUGCAAGUACGAGCUCAAAGAGGAGAGAUUUCAGGACGACAUCAGGAUGUUUCUGGAAACAGGAGCCGAACUCUCACCCAUGGACUGUUGGGUACUGUCCACCAUGCUGCAGAUUUCAGGGGAACUGGUCGAGGAGCUUGAUCUUACAAAAUGCGUCACGCCAUCAUAUGGAACGGAGAAACUGCUCAUGAGGAUUAAUACGUGCAAAAAAGCUGUGUGAGUAUUUCUCAUCAUCUUCAUCACCAGUCUUUCUACUCAUUUGGGUCCUGUCAACCAUGUAGGGGUCUAAAAAGACAAAGAUGGUGCUGCUCCAUGUUUGCAGUAAUUGUUUUUCUGAAGAACUCUAAUUUGAAUAAUCACCUUUUAACGAUCCAAGUAAUGACAGAUCGUGCUGAUUGGUUUUUAAGGUACCCUGGAGGUGGUUUUGUCACUUUUUCGUUGGGUUCUUUCUUUAACCCCUCAGACCUGAUUCAGCUGACCUGGGUCCUUGUCUGAACUCACAGCAGCUUUGUGAAAUGGAGAUGGGUGAAAUGCUGACUCAUGAUUUGUUUCCGUCUUUUUGAUCUACAGGCUCGGAAAUCUGCAUCUGAAGGAGAACUACCUCGAUCUUCUCCUCUCCAUCCUUCGGUCACCAGACUCGCACUUACGUGAGCUUCAUCUGCUGUGUUCAGGGACCCUCGACGUUCCUGUUCCUCACAUGAUCCUCAAAGUACUGGGCGACCCGGUCUGUAAACUGCAGACACUGAGGUUAGUUGUACAGAUGAUUCUGGACUCUUCUACACGUUUUGAGUGAAAAUAUUUGGAAUUGUUCUCGAAGAUUUCCUCAGCGAGCAGGUGUCGUUUUUUUUGUCCUAGCUGCUGAUUGGACGGAGACUCGUAUGUCGUUUUUGUUCCUCAUUUCUGAGCUCAAAAAAAAAAAAUCUUUGCAAGAAUUCAAGAUUAUAUUUAGUGAAAAAAUUUGAAUCAAGCGAAAAACAAAGUAGAUUAAGCCAACAUUAAGGAAGUCCUGGUCGCCAUUUUUACAACUAGGACUUCCUGUUUAGGGAUAUCCUGAUAGGUGUAUGUAGACCGAGUAACCCAGGGGUGAUUUUACGGUCUUUAAACCCACUGACCACUGGCUGCGUUUACAUGUGGUCAUUAACCCUUUCAUAACCAGAAUGUUCGCAAUAACCCGGUUGUGCACAGAGAUGUAAACACCAAUAACCCUUUUAAAAAUCAGAAUAUGCUCAUAUUCCCGUUAGAAAAGGAGUGACCCUUUUCUAACCUGAAUAUUUUGUCAUGUUUACACCAAUCAGGACAUUCCCGUCAAAAGGAACAUUAAUUUGUGUUCCACGCAUGUUCUCUUCGCAAGGAACCUUUGUGUUCUUUUGAGUACAGCAGGUCCUAGACGAUGUUCUUCGUGUGUUGAGAUGUUGACCGUGUGUCGCUGUUUUAGUCGGGGUACCACGUAAACAGGAAUAACCCUGUUUACUCACACGUGUAAACGGGUUAUUCCAAAUGUUUCAGAAACUGGAAUAUUGACCCCAACCCGAAUAUUGAAUAUUGAAUAUUGAAUAUUGACUGCAUGUAAACGUCGCCACGAUCUCUGAAACUCUAUUUGACCGUCUCAAAGAGUCACUUCUCAGGGUUUUCAAAAUAAAACAGAUCAGAUUUUAUUUCAUAUCCUUUUCAAACCACUUUUUUAUUUUAGUCGUUUGAUCCCUUAAAGAUGCAGGACAAACUCCAACACUUUAAUUCACCCUCUAUGACACAACGUCAUUUCACUUUCAUCGCACUUUCCCUUCAUUAUUAUGGGAUGUGUUGUUCAGGUUAUCCGGGCUCACCUUGGAUUUUGGACACUGUCACACACUGGCCUGCGUCCUGCAGUCGAAACAGUCUUCACUGAGAGCCCUGGACCUGACUAACUGUAUGUACAGUUAUCAACAGGAUGAAAGCGGAUAUUACUCCAGACAGUUGGAGGAGAAUAAGAAAGAGUUUAAGGAUGAGCUGACUCUGCUGACCUUCAUCCCUGCUGGCUUGAUCGGUCCAGUCUGUAAACUGGAGAAAUUCAGGUGACUUUCUUUGUUGUGAAGACACCUUCAUAGAUGUUCUUGUCAUGAUGCUUCAUGGAAGUUUUUGUUUUCUUCUUCUUCUUGUUUUUACGCAGCAUGUCCGGUUGCCGCCUGACAGAUAAAUGCUGUCAAGUGUUCGCCUCAGUUCUCAGCUCUAAUUCGCAGCUGCGAGAGCUGGAUCUGAGCCAGAACAACCUGCAGGAUUUAGGGGUGCGUCUGCUCUCAGCUGGACUGAGGAGUUCAAAAUGUAGACUGGAAAAACUGAGGUACUGUUUUAUUUUAUUAAUGAUAGAGUCUCAUGUGGAGUCCCCCAGGGCUCUAUUGUAGGUCCCCUCUUAUUCAAUGGUCACCUCCUGUUUGGUUGGCAUGGUGUAAACUUUCACAGUGGAAACUCGAACAUUUGCUCUGUGGCCUGUUAAAACUUGGUGCUGCUGAUGUUUCUGGCCGAAAUCAUUAUUACUGAUAUUUUCCUCAGAGAUUCAGUCCAGGAUGUCGGGUGAUCUUUCUUGGAUGUGUUUCAGUGAAGUGUAUUUUUUCUUCUUUUUACUUCAGGCUGUCAUUCUGUGGGAUCACAGAAGAAGGAUGUGUCUCUCUGGCCUCAGCGCUGAGGACCAACCCAUCACACCUGAGAGAGCUGGACCUCAGUUACAAUCACCCCGGAGAGGCAGGAGUGAAGCUGCUCUCUGAGAGGCUGCAGGACCCCGAGUGCAAACUGGAAAAACUCAAGUUAGUAUCACAGAAUAUAAGAUAUGCAAAGUGACAAGGAGAUAAAACAGCUUAUUUGACUGAAAGGACUUAUCAGUAUUUUCUAAGCUGUAUGAACAUUUGUGUUUAAGUGUCCUCAAAAUUAUCUCCAUAAACCGUCGUCUGAAGUUGCUGUCCAUCACAGCUGCAGGUCAAAACUGCACCAUGCAGAGACCGUCCUGUGGUCUGACAGUUCAACAUGCAGGAAGUUUCUUUUUUCUUUGAUUUUAAAACAAACAAAAAAACCUCGACUCAAACUCGACUCGUUUAUACAUGUCCUACUUUUACAUGCAGUUCUUCUGAAGAGUUUUAUCAACUCGAGGCUGAACCCAUGAAGACUUUGGGACCAACACUGACGUCGAUUUAGGAAAGGAGAAGCUGGUCGACCGCCACCAUAGCUAGAGCCAGAACUGGAAUAACAUGCCAUCCUGUCCAAGGUUAUAAAAGUUAACUAAAAAGAAACUAAAAAGAAAACUAAAAUUUAAGAUACAUUACAGUUAACUCAAACUAAUGAAAACUAGAAAAGAAAACAAAACUGUAUCUCGUCUUCACAAAACUAACUGAAAAUAACUAAAAUUAUAGACAAAAUGUUCUUCGUUAUCGUUUUUGACAAUAUUUAUUCGCCUUUAGGAUUUAAAGUAAUCAGACACAGUUUCCCAAACAAUUUUACGACAGUUUUCGGCAGUUCUCAGCGCUGUACGGCAUCGUCAUAGCGACGUACUGGGACGUGCUUGUUUACUGUCUGACUGGCUGUGCGCUGUGCUGCGACGGAGCUUGAGUUGUUGGAACAACGAAGUCUGGAGGAGGCGGCAGUGUCCCGCCUCGCCUUUAUGUUUAUAUUUUUUAAGUUUAUAUUAUUUUCUUGUAUUUAAGGCAGCAGCCAACAGUACAGUAUCAGCAUUGACUGAGCAGUGAGCACGAUGUUGGACUUGAAAAUAAACAGUAUUACAAAAUACUAACUCCGGCCUUUUUGAAUCCUGCACCUGACAAAUAAGGUAAAAAAACUAAAACUAAACUAAAAUGAAGCUUCGUCACAAAAAUCAAAACUACAUCAAAACUAGAAUGCCCACUUUAAAACUAACUAAAACUGAACUGUAAUGAGAAAUCCAAAACUGUUAUAACCUUGAUCCUGUCUUUGUUCAAAGGGUUCAGAUUUGGCUCUGACAUCAAUUUGCAGCUUUUUUUAAAGGGGACCUGCCAUACAAAUGUAAUUUUGUGUGUUUUUUUGUGUCAUAUAAGGUCCAUAUUAUGUUCGUCUUAUGUUGUAAAUGUGAAAACAAACCGUUACGUCGUUUGCAUUCUGUAAAGGUUUAAAAUAAAGGAACGAGUAAACCAGGCCAAUAGAAAAAGCCCGUCGGUGUUACGUUGCGCCGACGUUACUCAUUAUAAUUCACGAGCGCGUCCUCGGUGAGCCACGCCCACUCUCUCGUUCUCGUACUCAGUCACAGCCAGAGUGAGACCCAGCUACCACUGUAUCCUCUAUGGGUCUCUUCCAAACGAUCGGUGUUUCCUUCGGUUCACUGCCGGGAAAAUGAACUUGAAGCUGGGCAGAAUGAAUGAGAAAACACCGCUGGAGAUCUCCGGCUUCUUCCUCAACUUCCACCUCCUCUUCGGACUCGGGGUCUAAAAUAUAUGGUUUAAUACCUGCCGUUUUUAGCCUUUAGCAUAAGGUGACCAGACGUCCCCGAUUUCCGGGGACAGUCCCCGUAUUGGAUGACCUGUCCCCGGCAAAAGCUGUCCCCGGCAAAAGCUGUCCCCGAAAAUGUCCCCGAUUUAAGCGUUUCAUGAAUGAGAACAAAAAUGUUGCGUGUGGGCUCGAACAACGGUUAUUACAGUAGCCGAAUAGGUAGGAAGCACAAGUAAGCAGUCCUGAAGAACAGUUCUUACGGGGUUAUUACAAGGGGCAUGCGCUGCUACUAAAUAGUACCGAGACUUUGUCUGUGAUCACACAGACCCUGCAGCCCCUGCAGCCCCUGCACCGCCGCCGCCGCCGCACUGAAUAUCCCCGAUAUCAUUACAGACAUCUGGGCACCUUACUUUAGCACACAUUAGCAUAUGCUAUUAGCAUUAGCAUAAUAACAGUGGAUAAACCGAAAUCCGAACCGCCACUGCUGAGCCAAUCAGAGCACAGCAUUAGCAUAUGCAUAUUACCAUAAAUGUUAAUGAGCCAAAACCAGUUGGUUUUCCUGUAAGGUUUUUUAGGCAUACUAAAAACAAACCAUCAAAUAACUUUUCAGCUAAAAUUAUGUUGCAAACAUGAUCAGAGGACAUCAAGGAUUAUGAAAAAAUGAUAAAAAUGGGGAUGAAAUUUUGGUGGCAGGUCCCCUUGAAGUAACCGUUUUAAAAAUGGAAGAGUUUAAGUGAAGGUUUACGUGAUUAAAAGAUUUCAUCAAAGGUUUCAAAACUGAAGACAGACCUGAGUGAUCCAUGCAGAUUAUGUUUGGAUUAUCCCUGAACGCUUUACUUCGCAGUUCAGGUUUUUUGGAAAAACAAAGUGCACAAUGUCUGACUGCACACUUCUUUACGCCGUUAUUAUUCGAUCAAAAACUGUAUUUUGUGAAGAUUUGAGCACAUCUAUGGCUGCUCAUUGAUCUUAUUGAAAGUUUGUUUUCUUCUGCCUCAGCAUUGAGCAGAAUGAAGAGUUCUGGACCAACCCGCAGCUCCUGAACAAGUGUAAGUGAAGUCUGAAUGUCUACUCCUCCCCGCCGUGUAAAUUAAUUCCACCUAAAGUCAAACUCUUCCUCGUCUCUCGCUCAGAUGUCUGUGAUCUCACGCUCGACCCCAACACAGUGGGUAAAAACCUCCUCCUGUCUGAGAACCAGAAGAAGGUGGUUUCUACUUCAGAGGAGCAGCCGUAUCCUGAUCACCCAGAGAGGUUUGAUGAUGCGGUGCUGGUCAUGUGUAGGGAGGGUCUAACUGGACGCUGCUACUGGGAGGUCGAGUGGGCGGGGUGUGUGACUAUCGGCGUGGCAUACAAGACCCUGAAGAGGAAAGGACACCUGACUUUAGACACCCUGUUCAACAAGUCCUGGAUGAGCAUCAGCACCGGGUCGGGCAGUUACUCUUUCAUUCACGGGCGGAGCCAAACUUACACUCCUGUCCCCGUCAUCGACCUGAAAGCAAACCUGGCGAGACAGAAGAGACUGGGUCUGUUUCUGGACUGGUCUGCUGGGAGUCUCUCCUUUUACUCUCUGUUUGGAGACAAAAAAACGCACCUUCAUACGUUCUACACCACCUUCACUGAGCCUCUGUACCCGCUCUUCUCUGUCCUCGGGUCUUCUUAUGUGACCGUCUCCACCGCAGAGACACCAGGGACGGAUGAUGUGAGUGUUUCUGGACGUCUCAUAACCUUUCUCUAACCCUCUUCCUUCACACAGACACUCUCCAACCACCUACACAGAGAACCAACUCGUUUAACGUGAUCCUAAAUCAGUUUACAGCGAGCAGUAAAACCCUACAACGACGUGUAUUUGUAUUUAUUAAUUUAUCACAGAUUAAAAACAGUCAAAUGAAGCUGAUAGGCGUGUACAAGGUUCCUCUCCCGUCAGGACAGAGAACGACAGAGUAAUAAGGACAUAGACAGGUUAUAAAUGUACAAUGAUAAGGGAGCGGUCAACAGAUAAAAAUUUAACGAUAUUUUAAAGGUGUUAGAGGAUGAUCUUGAUUUUAGAGAUUCUGUCCUCUGAAGUGAUGUUAGACUGAUGACUAGAAGUUGGACAGGAAGUAACUGAAGAUGGUCGUUUUGUCGUGUUGAGUUCGGGUGAAGGUCGGAUGAAAAGGUAAAAAAGUUUCGGAAAGUUUCAGGAGGGUCUCGUUUCUUCUUGAUGAACUUGUGGACAAACAAACGAGUGUGAGAGACACUGAGUUUGUCAAAAAGAGAGGUUUCGAAAAAUGACAGAAAAUACAGAUUUAAAAAAAGGUUUAAUAAACAAAAACUUACGUUACAAGAGAGUCCAACAGCCACGGCUAAAUAAAGCCGCCACACCUCAACAAUAAGGAUUUUAUACGCAUUACCUCAGACUCAGGAUAUGUCAGGAUAUGUGGAGCACAGGGGCUGCACCGCAAAUCACAAAUCACACAUCCCCACAGAUUCAUUCCCCACCAGUGGGAAACACCGAACUGUCCAAAAAUGCUAAAAGAAUCUAGUCAUAGUCUUGUAAAUAGUGACCCAGCAGGAUUCUCAGUCUGAGACUAAAGACUCUGAACACUGGUCUUUAGAUGUGAGAAGGAGUGAGCUGAGAGUUUUCCAGGAGGCUUUUCCAAAUCUUCUCCAAGUCCUCUGGUGGACAGUUGGCCUAAACCAGACACACAAGGAGCACUAGAAACCAAACCGAGAAGAACACAACAGGAGAACAAGAGGAAACAGAAACAUGAAGAACAGAAACAACUACAUAACAGAAGCAGGAAGAACUCCAACAACAAGAACCGAUCAUGUCGCUGUAAAGUGGAAAAGUGGAGCUGACGGGGAUGCCGGUUGGCCGAGCAGCUGAGGGGUGUAGUCUCUGUUGCAGCAGUCGCAGGUUCAACUCCCCGCCACAAUCCUUCGAUAGCUUCCCCUCUACUCGUCGUAUUUAAUAAAAAUGAAUAAUAAUGAAAAAUAUUCCAAAAUUGAGGCCAAUACAGGAAACAUUUGACUAACGCAGGUCGCAUCAAACGGACGAUUAAAGAACUGCUGAUUUUAUAUUUUAACACACGACAGUUUUCGUCACCACAGACUGACAUCAUCUCUUUAUAAAACAGAGUAAAAGAUGUUUUUUAACGCAUUUAGAUUAUGAACAAUACUAUGUUUUAAAAUCCGGAAAAAGUCAAAGUUGUUUUUUAUGUCAGAACUCAGAUUUUAAUGGAGGAGUGGAGCUGGAGUGAGACGGUUCCUCUUUGAGUUGGUUUCACUGUAAAAACAAAAAGUUAAUUUUGUUUGUUUUUUAUUUUUGCAGAACAAGUUUAUCUUCACUCCGAGGAUCAUGAAGGAAAGACUCGGCAUUUCAUACAGGUGAGAAAAACUGUAGCUGUGAGAUAAAGAUGGUUUGAUGAAAGGACCACUUCUGUAAAGACGAGAACUUCCUCUGUAAGUGUUACGAUCGUCUGCAGACAAAUCAGCACUUUACCGGUGAAACUCUUUAAAAAACAAACAAAAAAGGGUAAAAACAAGAUAAUGAUUGAGGAGUAUGUGGAGCUCUUCUUUAUUUGACAGAUCAAAAUGUUCAGAAUAAAUCAAUCACACUUGUGUGUCUCGCAGGUUCACGUUUCCUUGUCGAGGUGUGUUCGAGUGCUCUUUGACGAAGCUGGUGUUCAAAGUGACCAAGAAAGGGGAGGUCACCUACAAGACCCUGAUCUGGAACGACACGCUCCUGGAACACGCUCGCAAAGUUCCCGCAGGACCGCAGUUCAGCUUCGGGUUUCCUGAGGACUCGGUCUGUCAGCUGCACCUCCCCCACUGUGAGACUGAACCCGGUAAGAACUCUGAUGAACGUCCACGUUGUCUCUGUUGUAUUUGUGGAGGUGAAGCUGAACUUCAGACUCGUGGAUUUUUCCAGGUCUGCCCUCAGAGGGCGUCUCUGUCGUCAACAUCACCGACGACGGCAUGAGCGUCAUUCAGCCGCUGCAGAUAACUGAAACUCACGUUGUCGUGGAAACCCCUCACUCGUCGAUUUUUGGCCUCGUCAAGAAUAUCACCCCCACGCCAGUCCUCGGUAAAGUCGUGCUGUUCCUGCGACCGGCGUACAGAAGAGGGAUGUUCAUCCUCAGCGUCAUUCUGCUGCCGAGGAACGUCCCUCUGCCGGAGGUAAAAACAUCCUCCUGAUCACCGAACUGUCCCCGCUGUUGGAUAUUUCACCCUUGUUUGAACGAUAUCCAUGUCUGCUGUCUUGAUUGUCAAAGGUUAUAGAGCUGUAUGACAACUGCGAGUACAUCGAAGCGCCGUCCGACUGUCUCCUGCUCAAAUACCGAGACUACAGCCUCCACAGCGACCCGGAGGACUACACCAUCCAGCCUGAAGUGAGUACCAGGAACCAUUUCUGCAGCCGGAGAAGACGAGGCUGGAAACUAUCCUAAGAAAUGUUUGUAUUUCGUUUCUAGAGGGCCGAGUUCUAUGAAAACUACGGACCGAAUUACCACGCCUCGUUUGAGAUCAACCUGACCAGGGGCACAGAGGAAGUCACCCUGAUGGUGCGAGCUCAGAAGAAAACGGUAGCGUGGAGCCACUGCCUCCGUCUGUCAGGUAAAUACUCAGUCUUUAAGGUUUUACAUAUUAUCGUCAUCAGACCUGGAGUUACUCAGCAGACACUCAACGCACUUUUGAGUUUUCAGCCAAGAUGACCGAACGUAGUGAAGGUUUUCUUUCUUCACCCUCAAAGUUUUACAACCAGGAGAAAAAUCCUCCGAAGGAAACUAUCUGAGAAAGUUUUGACUAAAACUAGAAGAAAAUUGACUCAAAUGAAAACAGAGGAUGAAGUCUAAACUGUGACUCUGAUCAACCACAGUUUUCGAUCUUCUCUCGAACCCUGAGCCACGUCUCAUGACAGGUUCUGUGUCAGGGUUCAAAUAUGUGAUCUCAUCUUGAAUCAACACGUUGAAAACAAAAGAGUUUCCUGACGAUAAUCGAGUAUCUCAGAGGGUCAAAAACUCCUUCAGUCAACGUUCUUCAUGUCUUUUCAUUUCUGUCUGUCCUCCGUUGAAACACGCCCGCUGACUGUCGCGUCUCGUUUUCUCCAGCUUUAUCUUCAGGUGAAAACGCGACAACAGAGGAGAAGCUACUGAGGGCUCGGACCAAGUUUAUCGAGCGCGUGUCUGAUCCGGUCCUCGAUGAGCUGAUGGUUGAACUGGUGAAGUUCAGAGUGGUAAGUGACGCAGAGGUCAAGGAAGCCAGGGUCAAACAGCGAGCGGACAAAGCACGAGACGUGAUCGACAUGGUGCGGAGGAAAGGCAACGAGGCGAGUCAGGUGAUGAUCAACAUCCUCUCCAGCUGUGAUCCUUUCCUUUGUGAAACGCUCCGCUUCACAUGAGGGGAUGACAGAGAGCGGGCGAACUUUUCACCACGUCAUCAAGAUGAAAAUACAAGAAGAUGAUGAUGAUGAUGAAGUGAAGAAACCAGAUGUUGUGGAAGAGAAGUGACCAAACUGCAUUUUUCAAUCAACCGUUAAUGGAGUUUUUAUGAACAUAGAACCAGAUCGUAAUUAAUGUCGUCACAGGACGACCAGGAGGGGAGGGACUGCAGUUCCUCAAAAGUCCACUUGGGGCACCAAAGCCAAGAUACUCCAUCACAACCCCGUGUUCAAAUACCAGUUUUUAUGGCAGAAAUGAACACGCCUACAGGCUGGUGAGAGAAAUAUUUUUAGGUACAUAUCUCGUUCUUUUAUUUUCUCACAUUUCAGAGGAGAAUAAUUUUUUAUAGUCCAUAACGGUCCGAGAGUUACACAUAAAUAAGAUAAUAAAAGACACGAGAACUUGAACUGGAAGUGGAAAAGACGAAACUAGACUGAAGAUAUUCUGACAAACAUAGUUUCACAGUUUUCAUUUACCGGUGUUUCACAACAUGUUCAGAGCAGCACAGUCAUCGUGUUAACUGUGGUGUGUUUUUAUGGACCAGUUAGUCAGUAAACUGUGUUUUCUAAAGGGGAACUCACAAAUAUCUGGUAGUUCCUGGAUGGAUGUAAAAUUAAACACUAAAGAAGAUGAAAAGUUUUCUCAUCCACAUGUGAGUCUAAAGACAAAGACAAAGAAAAGUUUAGUUAUUAAUCCUUUAGAGGUUUAGAUCUAAAAUGUCGAAUCUGAACUGAAGGCACUGAAAUUUAAAGUUUAACUGACCAGCGACCUGAGCGCAACUAAAGUUUAUUUUUUACAAAGAAAGAAAUCAAACAAACUUAAAAACAGUGAUGAGAACAAAUAUUAAACUACACAAUUUCCCCAAUUCUCUGAAACUGCAAAAACACGAGAAUCAUCGUAGAAACUUCAACAAUCUUCAAAGACAAUAAAUCCAACAGAUGUCUGUGUGCUGUCAGCCUGUGUUCUAGAGUCUGUUCUCUAUGAGGGACCGUGCUGCUGCUUUGUUUGAUGUUUUAUUUUAUAAUUUUAUACUUUUAAAGAUGUUUGAAUAAAUGAAUGAAAUACAAAAAAUUAAAUAAACUUGAUUAAUUAAACUAGA